Acanthosepion pharaonis is the source of this 792-nucleotide messenger RNA. The record is from the annotation of a GenBank genome assembly. Lineage: Eukaryota; Metazoa; Mollusca; Cephalopoda; Sepiida; Sepiidae.
AUGUCUCGACGUCUGUUUCAUCUCCGCAUUCGGCGCUAUUCAAAUUGCACUUGUUACAGCUUCAAUUGUCAAUCGAAUGGCCACUUUUCAAGAGAAUUUUAUCUCGAGAUCCGUCUCUUCUUAUCUAUCUAUCUAUCUGUCUAUCUAUCUAUCUAUCUAUUCAUAUGUAUCUAUCAAUCGAAUCGGUCUCUUCACAUGUAUUUAUCUAUUCAGUCUCUUCAUAUUUAUCUUUUCAUCUCUUCAUAUCUCUCUCUCUCUCUCUAUCUAUUCAAACUCUUUAUAUCUAUCUAUCUAUCUUUCUAUCUAUGUAUCUGUCUACGUGUAUCUAUCAAUCUAAUCAGUCUCUUUAUAUCUAUAUAUUCAUAUGUAUCUAUCAAUCGAAUCGGUCUCUUCACAUUUAACUAUCUAUUCAGUCUCAUCAUAUUUAUCUUUUCAUCUCUCUCUCUCUCUCUCUCUCUAUCUAUCUAUCUAUCUAUUCAAACUCUUUAUAUCUAUCUAUCUAUCUAUCUAUCUAUCUAUAUAUUUAUCUAUUUCAACCUAUUCUUGUUUAUCGUCUAUCUAUCUAUCUAUCUAUCUAUCUAUCUAUCUAUCUCAGUCAGUCAGUCAGUCAAUAUCUAUCAAAUUCAGUCUGUCCUUAUAAUCUAUCCUAGUCUGACCAUAUUAUAUCUAUGUAAUUUUAUUCUGUCAAAAUAUCUAUCUAUCUAUCUAUCUAUCUAUCUAUCUAUCUAUCUAUCUAUCUGUAUGUAUGUAUGUUUUUCAAAUAUUGUAGCAGUAAAAGUUCCCAUUUGUUAG